CCACCUAUAGCGUAACGACAACGACGGCGACGUCGUCGUCUCGGCCACGACGAGCGAUCGUAGUAACCGCCAGCUGCGGUCGUGCCGCGCGUUUGCCAAGGGUUUCCGUGUCAGUUCGAAACAAGACGCGCUGUCGUGCGGACGUGUAUCUCAGCGGUUGGUUCCUUUCCGCCGUUGCUGCUGCUGCUGCUGCCGUGUGCUGUUGGUGUUGUUGUGAGUGCUCGAGUGCAACGACAAAAACGCCUACACUAACCAGUGCAUUCGAACCGUUUGGGGCACCAGGGAACCACCGGAGCACUCAAACGAGACGAAACGGUGGGCAAAAAUGAGCAACAUUACGAGAAGUGCUUAAUGAAGCGUGCAUUAACAGCAUCGAGGGCUCAAAGUGGCAGAACCAUAGCACAACCUACCUACCGGAAAGAAACUCAAUUUCAGCCUGUGUGUUCGUAGUUGUAAUAGUGAGAAUGGUGCAGGUACCACGGUUUCAAGUAGUGUUGCCUUCGCUUUUGAUGUGCCGCGUCGAGCUUCAUCCGAGCGGUGGUGAAAUUCUGAUCAUGUAGAACGACAGCUGUGCCGAGAGAAAAUGAAUUUCUUCGGGGAAGGCGUACCAGUACGGAAAAGACAUCAACCAUAAUCGACACAUUAGGGAGCGUAUGUCCGCAGUGAAAGUUGAGAAGGUAAAGUGUAGCAAAAGAAAAACAAUACCGUCAGCAAAAUAGCACAAACAACGUUGACAAAACGACCACCAGAAAACCAAUAGGCCGUGGUGGUGCUAGUGUGGCCAAUGUUGGUUUUUAUUCAAUCGAACGGACUGGUACAGGAGCAGAGCAGCACCAGCCUCUUUCAGCUGGUUUAACGUAGAAACGUAGAACAACCGCAACCGGAAGUUUUCGCCUGGCAAGUGUAAGCGCAUGUACUACUUUGAGUUGGAACACAGUUGGCCAUUGGAAACCACCAGUCGUUCGCCAUGCUCCGUCGGGGCCAGGAAUGUACGUAAUAUUUCCGGCGGAUGAACUCAUAUUGUUGACAUACGGAAUUGCCGUACCGAGAGUACCGCCCAGACCAACUCUGGACAACCUGAGGGAGCCGCUUGUGCCCACAGGCAGUAGGCCUUCAUCCACCACCACCACCACCACCACUUCCAAAAACACCACCACCGUCACCACCUCUUCCACAUCCAACACCACCUCCUCCAAGCACCCAUCCAAGUCAUCCAAAAGCACUGCCACCAAAGCGAACACACCCGCCAACACAAAAAAGGCCAACGAUUCGUCGAAAACAGGCCCCAGCACUGCUGCCACCGCUGCUACCACCACGACUGCUACCACGUCUGCCGCCAGCAACCGACGCCAGGAGUCAGGCGAGUCGUACGAGUUGGACGGCCCGUGCGGUACCACCGCCCUAGCAGACGCCAGCGAGCUGGCCACCUUCGCCGACGAUGCAGGCCCUCGUAACGGCAUCCCCGCAGCGGCGGCCGCUGGCCCCCUAGGGGCCGGGAGAGGAGGUGCUGCCGCCACCGCCGCAUCGCCCCGGGGAGGCCCCGGCAAGGAGCCAGCGGCGGCGGGGGCCCCAAAGUCCAAAUCGAAGCUGCAGCUCAAGCUGGGCCGGCUGCGACCACAUUCCUCGAUCGAGCAGAGCGAGACGGCCUCGCGCGUCCGCGAGGACCUGCACAUACACGUGUCGAAUCCGGUCUUUACGCGCGACAAUCUGCGCCAGCGCAACUUCGAUGCCUUCUUCGAGUCGGGCGAGCAGGUGUACUCGCUCGAGGUGCGCGAGAAGCCCACGCCCCGGUCGCUCGAUGCGCUCGGCUCGAGCGGCUCCGAUCCGGGGCUGGCCGAGGCCGACGGCGGGCUGCGGGCAGCGGCCGCCGGCGGGUACGACCAGCGCCCCAGCUCGCUAGGGUUCUUCCGGAAGCCCAAGUCGCCGCUUAGCAUACGUUCCAAGAGUGCAGAGCAUGAGUUCGCCGACGCUGAGACGUCCCAGAAAGAAUCAUCAAAAAGCCAUCGACAUAACAUAUUUAGCAAGCGUGGAGCGACGCCGAGUGCGGGCCCCGCGUUUCAGUCACUCGGAGGAAGCAUGUCCACCUCCGGGGGCGGAGGAGUGCUCAAGGAUCUGGGCCACCCGGGCCUGAAUGAAGCGCUCAAGUCACACAACGGUGUAACGUUUAAGCUAGUCAAAACAGUUUCGGAUUUCAGCGAGACCUUGGCGCAACUUUACGAGCAGCAUGCCGAGGCACUGCAAGUGUUGGUUUCGAACUACCGCAAACGGAACAGCGAACUGCGAAAGGAACGACCGGCCUGUCAGUCGAACCUGUUUGCGGCCUGGGAAACGCUGCUGCAGGAAAUCGAAGCGGACUCGCAGGCAACAAUCGACGUGGCCAGCACGCUCUCCAGACAGGUCGCUCGUCCACUGCUGGAACGCUCGUUCUAUCGCAAGGUCCAGAGCAGGAAAGUAUUUACACACCGGGAAUCGUUCGAUACAAUCAUUUCCAAGACUGAAGAGAAACUAUCCAAGUGCCGAAUCGAAUACAAACAAUGCUACAUCGCUCACCGUCAAAGCCCAACGCAGCACACGCUGACGCAGUACAUCGACUCGCACAAUGCGUACGUGCAGCAGCUGCAUGCGACCAAUGCGAUGCUCGAGGCGUACCACUGCGAAACGUUGCCCCAGUUGAUGCAGGAGCUCGAGGAGAUCUACAACGACCUGUGCAAUAUCGUGUCGGAAGCUGUGCUGCAGGGUGCCGAAGCCAUCGCCGCCAAGGCAGCCGAACAGGCGAAGCGCUACGAUGGGCUGGCAGUGCAGUGCAAGAACGUUUCGCCGGCACUCGAUCUUGGAUACUUCGUUCGCACGCUUCCAGUGCCGCAGAACAACCAGCGAAUUCCACGAAAGGCAUUUGCACCACCGCAGUCAGCAAAUGCGCCCACCGACGCUGGAGCUGACGAUUAUCCGGACUAUGGCGGGGAUCCCAUGCUGCCGGUGUUCAAGGAUGAGCUCGUCGUCGACCGCGGUGCAACGAUCCAGGUGCGGCCCUCGCUGGAAGCGCUGAGACGAGAGUCGCAGGAAUUAGAAAUUCAAAUCAAACAACUACAGGAUUCUGUAGACGCUUUAGUUCGUACACAGAUCAGAGGCAUCGAGGGCCAGCUGUACAGUAAGGCGAACGAGAUCCAGGAGGAUAUCUCGAUGAAAAAAUUCGACGUACGGGCCAAACAGAUCCAUCUUGCAGCGGUCCGCGCCCAGAAAGAAUUAUUUUUGGGUAGAAUAGAUCCUGGUUCACCUCGCGGUGAACGUAAAAUGUCUUCUUCUAGUUCUUCCUCAAUGAAGACUAAGUGGCUAAAAGCGUUCCGUAGCCUGAAACCGGCAGGUUCGGCGAACGAUAGUACCAAAACCAAUCAAAUGUACCAUGCAGUGUCUACGGUGUUGACUAUGAGGAAGAGCGGUAAUGGAGCACAAAUCCGCUUCGAUGGCACCGAUAAUCACAAUCUACAGGAGUACACCUACAAAAAGAUCACACCGUGCGACGUUUGCUCGCAAGUGCUACGAGGACACACCCGCCAGGGCCUACGGUGCCGUAUAUGCAAGGUGAACGUGCACGCCGACUGUGCUUCGCAGCUGCCAAAGUGUCAGGUAAAGCAGAAGCUGCUCCGCCGCCAGAAGAGCACCUCGGAAAUCGAGAACCGUGCCACCGAGGUCGAGGAAGAAAAACCAACCGAUGUCGAUCAGAUAUAUCAGGUCCUUAAGCAGGCGGGCGAAAUUUCCAGCGGCAAAAUUGUUGUCGAUCCGUCAAAGGGCCCAGGACCGAUCGGGUCGGUUGCAGCCGCCGCAGCUGCCGCCGCCGCCGCCGCCGGACACAACCAAACCGUCUCGAACCCUCCGCUAGACAUUCCCGUAGUGAAAGUGCCUGAGUAUCCGGACCGAGCGCCAUGGCGGGGACCAGUCAAAUCUCAGGGGCCAAAUUAUCCACACCAGAAACAGGGACUGACUGCACCCGUUGCAACGGACAUGUCAUGCUCAGAUAUGCGCGUACCCACGAACCCAAACACGCACCAGGCGGCGGCCAUCGAUUCCGGUGCCAGGCGUCGACUGUUUGCAGGCUUCCGACCCAUGUCCGGCUUCGGCAUAUUGCGGCUACGAUCGGCACAGCAUCGAUCGAUCUCGCUACCUGAAACACCGCAUUCACCUCGACGCCAAAAGCUGAACCUUAGAAUGAAAUCACUCAGCUUGGACUCACCAGAAUCGUCCGAAUUGCAUGGGCAAAUACGACGGCGACUUCCGGGACCGACUGGUCACGGUGGCCACGGCGGUUCUGGGGGUCACUUAGAACACAGCACGCCGCCAUCUAACAAUAGUAGGUUACACUCACCGUCGAGCCCAUCGGGUACGCAGAGAAAAUUCCUGUACGCUACGCGUGGCAUGAAGACCGGUUCCGUCGAUCUGCCGGACGAGAUCGAAAAAAGCCUUUCUUCGGCCAGCACCUCUCCCUGCCCGUCGCCGGUUCGUCAAAAUCAGAAAUCUCAUCGUCUCCUACCAACAAACCUCUACGUUGUUUUGUACAACUUCAAGUCUCGGCAUCAGGAUGAAUUGGAUCUGAAAGCAGGAUACAAGGUCACUGUGAUCGAUACAUCUGAUCCGGAUUGGUGGAAAGGAAAGUGUCUCGGGAAGGUAGGCUACUUCCCUUCGAAAUACUGCGCCAAGCUGGCUGCAUCGGAGAAGCCGCUGCAAGUAACACACAACCUACAGGUGACGGAUAACGAACGGGGAGACGGUACGCUAACAUUGCUGCGUGAUCAGAUCGUUAUUCAGGUCGGUGAUGAAGUGAACGGCAUGGUUAUGGUCCGUUCGGCUGACAACCGCCAGGGUGUCUGUCCGGUCAAGUACUUGCAGGAGGUCUGACAACCGGAAGAGGAAAAACUCGACCGGGAUCGUGAUAAAGAUUAUCGACAGCAUACAGGAACUACCGGCAAGAGCACGGGGACAAGCACGACUGCAAAAUCAAGCCGAAAAGAAGCAGCAGCUGCUGCUGCUGCAAGUGGGCAACGGCAUGAGAGCCGAGAGCCAAAGGACCAAUGUCACGCCAGUGGCCAUCACUAUCACCGCGAGAGUCGCAACAACUUCCACAAAUCGUACGAUCGCAGCUGGGAGAAGUGGGAAAAGUUCCGGGAGAAAAAGAUGGAAAUGAUGAAGGCCCACAAGUACAACGUGGAGCACCGGCUAAAGUACGACAACCAGGAGCGCAUUUUGUACCGACAUCACUUCAACUAUUAUCCAGUGAAGCGGCCACGGCCUCGGAAAACUUCAUUAGAGCCGAAUUGGUAUACGGAGAACAUCUAUUCGAAUCAAUCGAUCGACAAUUCGGACGGCGAGUUGGGCGUCGGGUUUGGACGGGGUGGGCCACACGGGUUGGGCGGCACUGGUGGGGGACGCGACAUCAACGGUAACAUGAGCAUGGCCGGGCUGGAGGAUGACGGUAUCUUCACCAUCGACGGUCACUUCGAGCGUCGGCACAACUAUCCUAAAUCGAACAGUUGCUGCUUCGGCGUGAACCGAAUGCGGGACAUCGACGAGCUGGGCGACGGGCAGGAGCGCGAGGGGUGGACUGAGCGGUGUCCCAAAAUCCCAAAGUCAUAUUCGUUCAGCACGUCGCGCAGCAUGGGCGUAGGUUUUAACAUGGCAAAGCUGUACAAUCGUAACAGCUUCGAGAUGCCGGAAUUUCCGAGCCACCGUCGGCGCAAUGGGGAAGGUGAGCGGGCGGUGGUACGGAUGUGUGAUCGGGAGGGUUGCUUUAACGAGACGUGCUUCAGCAAGGAUGAGAAAAACUUUUACAACAACAAUAAUCUACACAACAAUAACGUUAACAAUAACAGCAUUCAUAGCGCGAACAAUAACACUUACCGUCAUAACAACAGUAACAUCAUCAGCGAGUGGAACCUGCGCAAUCGGAACAAUCUGCGGGCCGGAGCAGGAGAAGGCGGCGAUGCUAUUGCACUACGGCCGCAGUACGUUAUGGAGGAGGACUUUGAUCUGUUCGACGAUGACGACGAGGAUGGCGAGAACGAGGAGGACGAAGAUGAGCGUGAUCGGGAUGAGCACGAGGAAAUAGAGAGCGAUCUUAACACGCUGUAUGCUGAGGAUCGUCACUCCAUCGCAUGCGGUGACUACGGUGGAGUGGCACGCGAACUGUACGGUCACCCAUCGCGCAUCGGACCAGGCCACGUAGCCGAUCUGUACAGAGAUCGGCAGCGGUCGAAGCAACUGCUCCACGGUGGACUGGAUCGCGCGUGCAAAUUCGCCGACGUUGAGUAUACCGACAACUAUCGACGAUCAUUUGAAGAUUUUUUCAACCAAAACUGCUGCAUCGAGCGUAACCAUCGGCAGCUGCAAGACAGUGGACGGUUUCUUCUCAAGGCACCUACCACUCCAGCGAAAAACAAAAGCAUGCUCGAGGUAAAACCACCCAACCGGUUCGAUGACACCUCCUCGGACUCGACCGACUUGGAGCUGGAGGAUUUCAACUUCGAUUUUGAGAAGUACUGGGAAGAGCUGGAAAAACCGUCACCAACCUCCCCGAGCGAGCUGGAAGAGCGCAAAACGGCGGGUCGUAGUGCGAUGGCUGGAGCAGGAUCGGCUACCGCACCUUCCAAGAAGGUUAAGAAUGUUAACCUGAGCCGAUGCUAUAACAACGGCACAGUUAUCGACAUCUAUCACGACGACGAUCCGUAUCAUCGUGACCAUUACCACUACCGAGAGGGAGGUAUCGGUAAGUCGAACAAUCACAGCCAUAGUCAUCGCCAUCGGACCAACCAGCCAGGCAGAAGUAAGCUGUCGAAACACAAAGUCUAUCCGGCAGAUCGUGACAAGCGGCUGUACGGAGAGCUGGUGGCAGAUGCCGGCCAUCAUCAUCAGGAGAAGAGAUCAACGACAGCGGCACCGCACGAAUCGACCAGUGCCAAGACGCUCGACCCAGCGGGGAAUACGAUCAGCGGCAACAGUAACGCGAUCAGCUUCCUGAACAACAUCUUUUCCAUCUACAAACCGAACAAGUACUCGCCGCUGAACUGUCACGUCGAGCAGAACUAUCUGAAAAACAUUCCCGCCAAAAAGAUGAACAUUGUGGCAAGUUCGGCCGCCCGGCCGCUCGGUGCCGGCACGGAUCGACAUCCGGCUGCGACCGGUAGCGAUCCGUCCUCGACCAAGCGCCCGCUAACGGUGCAUCCCACCAAACCGUCCGUUGCGUCGAUCGCUACCGCAGCGCGACGCAAUGCCGCCCGGCCCGAGUCCACCAAGGACCCGCAGGCACGGUUCCAGAUCAUACCGGAGAAAACGGGCGUCAAAAUAUCGCCUCUCUACCGGCUCGACGCGCAGGACUAUCGGCGGGCGCGCUAUAAAUUGAAGAGCACUUCACGCCCCCUGUCAUUCUGGUGAAAGUUGCUCGACUGUUCGUACUAUUCGGAUGGCCGGCUGGACGGGUUGCCAGUAGUGAAGAAGACGCGGCGACACACCAAAUAUCUCAAGUACUGAAUUCACACACACACACUCACACAGACACCUCACAUACCUGUCACAGAUCACAUCAGAUCACCAAGCACCACACACUCACACCGUUUGCAUCGAACAUCUGUUGCUCUUCCCAAAGUCGUCACCAGCAAACAACUACAGAUUCCUCUAGAUUCCCGCAGACAGUCCACCAUCGAAUGAAACGCCUAUUAUUGAAUGACGCCUUUUGCAGAAGAUGUGGGGAUUGGUUAACGGCCAGUAAGAUUCGAUGGGUGAUGAUUCCCACCCACACCCCUCGUACCCGAAUAUACCAAUUCCGCGUACAACCCCCAAAACCCAAACCAAAGCAUAGCCGAAAGCGAUUGCCAUUUUAAUGACCGUACCGAUCCUGCAUCACGUCGCACACAAGUCGCAUCCGCAUCAUAUUGUUGUCUCAUCAUCAUUCGGUGUCUUUCGAUGUUCUUUGUAUCAGUGUACCAUUAUGUCAGUGUCCUUUAACGCCGAGGAAAUCGAGGAUGUAACCACCCUCCUCUAUUCCUAAUCACAAACAAGUCUCACUCAUCUGUUUCAUCAGUGUAAACUCUGCCACUACUCGCAAAACAAACAUACAAAAUCGAUUUUGAUACAUUUUUCUCCCGCUGUGAGGGAGUGAGUUUUUAUAUGAGGUAAAACAAAAGGAAGAAGAGCAAGAAGAAAAAAGAAAACCAAUUCGACACGACCGCAUCCGCAGACCAAAACAAGCGAAAUCAUUACAGGCAGACUGGCACUAAUGGAGGUAGCAAACACAUCCUUUAAGGCAAUGUUUGAUAGGAACCAAUCCCUGGUCCUGGACACAAGCGCACCCACAUCUUUGAUAUUGACAUUUGCACCGCAAGGCUAGUUUGGAGAACCUGUUUUUUGGGGGCAGUUUUUGUCGAAAGAAGCCUAGGAACAAGAAAGGGAUUGUCUAGUAUCCAACUGGAGUACAAUACAGUUCACCCUUGUGUGUUUUUGGCAUUCGAGUCCCCGAUUGGUUGUACGAUGGUAUAAUUUUCCUGUUACUGUUAGGUAGACUUUCAAAGGUAAACGAACAGAGUAACAUUUCGCAAAACAAAAAACAAUAAUACAAAAACGAACAUACUACUUGCUUAACGGAUCUGUAUCUGCGAUCACAAUGUUGUACCAUGUCUAACCAGACCGAUUUUAACAUUUGAAGCAUAGAAUUUUGCAAAAACCAAACACAUCAAAGGGCGCAAGCCAGCAAUGUAAUAUCUAAUAUCCAUCGUUACCUGUACAUACCCACCCGUGUUACGUUACGCUCAUUAGGAAAUUUUAAAUAUCUCAAAACCGGAACGAAAUGGUUGAGCCUUUUUUCCGUGCUACUAGAAUCUUUCCAAAAAUAUCAACUACUAAUCAACCCGGCAUCUGCUGCGUCACACAAGUCAUUGGUGUUGGUGUACAAUGGCAAGAUGGGCAUACAUUGUGUACAUUAAUACAUACAGAGUCUUCAUAGUCCAUUGCGAACAGACACACUCAGUUGCAAUAGUACAUACUGGGUACACAAGCAGACAUUCAUACAUUAAGUCAUUUUUGCGCACAUUUUGACGCCCUACUGUAGAGAAGAUUAAUCCUCUUAUAGUCUAGCCCUAUAAUAGUCUCUGUAGCUAGUACAAGUCGACACCUUCCUAACUUUCCUCUAGGUUUCAGAUAGUUCCGGAUUUAGCUUAGCUUUCAUUCAAUCUAGCCUUAGUUUGCCGAACUUCUGGGGUAGUUUCAAAGGUUGAAUUUAAUACACUCUUAGCGAAAGCUCCUUUUCCCCCCUCCCUUAGGCUGCACAGUAGACGGUGAAACUGUGAAAUGGCUUUCGAGCGUUGCAAUGCCUCCUGCUCCCACUACCACGUGUAGAAAUAAAACGGACUAUCCUUCGCCACCAACGCUUUGAAAUGCGUUUGGGCAGGGGAACAGAGAAACCCCCUUUGUGAUAAUGUUCCGAAUAGAGCCCAUAUACAGACACACACACCUCCGAGCCGUGCAAGUCGUGCUCUCCGUGCUCCCCCCUUCCCCAUUUCGCCAAACCAACGACCACUUCCACUAUAUACUGGAACGAUAGAAUGGCAUUUAUCAGCGGCCAGUGCAAGAUUUGCCCGAAUACUACGAACGCGGUAAGAAAUGUAGAAGAAUUUUCUAUACCACUAUCAUGUGCACUGGUAGCUAAUCUCAAAAAAGACUCCAACUUCUGAGCCACAGGCUCAAUUGGCAGUUCCCACAAUUUAGGCGCUCUUGAGUGAAGCUACUGUGCAUAUGCUAGUAGUAAGGAAAGUUCACUAAUACAAUAGUGCAUUAGAAAUGGUAUUCUUGGUUCAGCAACUUAUUCAAUCGUGUUAUCAAAUACUAGUAUUUCCGAUGUUGGUAUUGAUAAAGCGGGAACUAUUCACCUGUCAGUAUCCGUCGAUGGAUGUCUUAAGGGGAUGUACACAUAAAUGUUACGAUCAUUUCAAGCUGCUGUUAUUUUACAAAUGACUUCCAUGUCUGUCGUUUUUACUGUGAAAUUUUCAAGGAGUGUCGAGUUAUGAGCGAAAGAGUUACCUCAAUUGCUUCAUUCACCUGAUUUAGUGCGUUGUGUACUCUUGAUCGAUUAGCAUUGAGUGUGUCUCUGAAGUGUGCAAAUUUUGAUGACUGUAGAUUAAUGAACCAUUUAAAUUUAUUUUAUUUUAUGUCAAAUGGAUUCAUUCAAUCAAAUCACAUAUUUUUAUCUAAAAAAAAUCAGAAAAAACAUAAUUAAAAACUUGUUAUGAUGAUUAAUUUAAAUAUUUAGUUUUUCCAAAUUCCAUUGAAUGUGUCAUGAUUUUAACAUUAUCAUGAUGUUCGCAUCACUCACCUGCUCGCGCUCAUUUCGCUCGACCAAAAAAGGUACAAAGUCCCAAUGAGAAGUCUAAACUAAUUUGCAAAAGCAAAUAGCAGCUAUCUGUUGUUGUACAUUUUGAGUUACGAUUUUUUUUCACACAAAACAGUGAAUCUUGUUUUGUUAUAGACUGUCAAUAGUAAGCAGCCUGCUUACUUGCUGACCAAACAGUAGCUUACAUCAGUACAGUACAGCAUUAACAAAAGGAGCUUUCGAGCGUUUCUAACAUAACUCACUAGAUUUAGUAGUAACAGCUUUAGCAAACUAAAAGUACGAUACAUAGAACAAACUACAUAGAUACACCACAGAAUCGUAGUGAAGUGCUGUAGCCAGAAGCGCUGAAGAAGCGUUUGCAAUGCCGUGCAACAUUGCCACCUAGCGUUAUCCUUACUAGAGCUUCUACUAUUGUUUCAGCUGGUAGUGUAGCUGCCAGAGAGCUUCUAUUACACCGUUCACUAAAACGUAUAUUGCUGGUUGGUAGUAUUUUUAACCUCCUGCUGCACCCUACGGUAACGUUAUUUGGGUGCGUUCACACCCCAGUAUUUUUCCUUAACUUGUAGCUAACCUUUCGUUAACUUAGCUAAAUGUGUAUGACGGUUAAAUUAGAACGAAUGGUUUUGGAUCUUCCGCCUACCAUGGUGUCAGUGGUGAUAAGCGUACGCAGCUCAACCACAGGUUUGUUUGAUUUACUAGCGAAUGAACGUUAUGCCGCAUUUCUUUCUUAUGGUGCAUCGCUGUAGGCGAACCGAUUGUUGUUCCACCUGUUCCAGGUGUACAACUUACGGAACGCUUUUCACAGUCGAUCGAUGUAGACGGAACCCUUACUUAUCCGGUACCGAUCGUUAGGAGUAGAAGUGUCACCUCUGUUUAUCCAUUUUUUCCUCUCUUCAUCCCCCUCAGAUCAGAUAGCAUUUUAUUGGGAACCAUUUCGUCAUGGUAGAAGAAAGAAGCGUCAUGAAUAAAAAAAACUCGCAUAUGAACGGUUUGCAGAUCAUUUGCAUCGUUUCCAGCGUAACAUACCACAACACACAGUACCAGAGCUUACAGUAACCGUUUGUAUCCCAUACUGGGGAGGGGGGGAGGCAGGUACGCUACAUUUUUAUUCACGUACCAGGCAACUCUCUACUUAACUAUAUACCGAUAUACGCGUAAUAGGAUACUCUCAUGUAGAAAAACGCACCAAGCCUAAAAUAAAAUUUAAAAAUACACGCUGCGCACUAUGGACGGUGGCAACCAGUAAUAAUACACGCAUAUAAGCCCCGCCUCAUUUUCCCCAAAUCCAUCCUCACGUCACUAGCGCACGAUGAUGUCACACUUAGUAGCAGAAGUAGUACACACGCAAACAGGAAGCUUUAUCCGUUAUCAUUCUUUUGCUAGGGCAUACGGGCCGUCGGUAGUAGCGCACUUACAUUAUUGGGUUUAGAAACGAUUGUUGAUGCGGUUAACGGGAAAGUUGAACCAUGUUUGGCCCCUCUUAUACACGCAACAUGCAAUUUAAAACCCCCCCAAGCUAUACUAAUGAAUGUGAUGUAAAUUAAGUCCUUAGUAUACCGUAACACAAGCAGGCACAUAAAUACAACAGUCAACUAAAAGUACCAUGUACGUCUGGACAAUUAUAAUUGGCCGUACAGUACAGUGGACGAAGCACAUUUAUGUAUAUGUGUGCGUGUAUUUAGUUCGCUGUAACACUUGAAUUGAAGCAGUGGAGUGAACAGAUCCUUUUAUCACGUUUUCACAUAAACACAACAUCUGGCUUCGGUCUUUGUUUAUCGCGCCAGUUUUAGCAGCAUGAAGAUGGCGGAUGCGCGUCUGGACGCAACGCUGCGUUGUUUUAGCUUUACACACACACAGACAACACACACACAUUGAUAAAUUGUUCCGAUAGGUUUAAGCAAACCGUAAAUUAUCAUUCCGUUAGCCCAUACAGCUGAUUCGUUUCGAUCAAUUUACCGGACAGUGCGCAGACAGAGAUUAUCGCUCUUAGUGAAGCAUCAGUAGCAGCAAGUCUAUCAAACCCUUCACAUUUGCCUUAUCGAGAGAACAUGAACGCGACAAAAUGGAGCCAUUUAGUAGCGAAGUGGGUGCCUCUUAGUUAACGCACGAUGUGUGCAAGUUGCGUGUUGCCCCAUUCCUGAUCGGAAAGCGGCCGUGGCCCCUCUUGCAGUGUCUAUCUAUAACACGAAUUGUUACACAAACUUUGUUGAACGAAUGAUGAUUUUAGAAAAGUGGUUUUGUUUAUUCGUUUUCCAUUGUGCAUUGCAUUGCAGCCCUAUUAAACACAACAAAAACUGUAUGUGAUAAACUAAUGGUUAGAGCAUAAUGUUGAUGAUGAUUUACCGAAAAAGGAUAAUGGAUGCAGCCCUGGCGCGAUGUAAAAUGUAGUUUGUAAACACACACAUACACACGUUGGUAGUCUACGAGGGUUAGAAGGAAGGUAGCGUCGGCACAAAGCAGAAAUAAAACACUAAAACAUCCCCACUACCACCGUGCUUGCACCGUGUGCCACGUGCAAUGUUUUAAUGUAUUGUCCCCCGUCAAUGAUGUUUAUAGCGAGAACUGGAUUUGUGUGGAUAUGUGUGUGUGUGUUGAGGAGGAUCGUGUUUAGUACCCAUGCUGGAACGAUUGCCUAGCCUUUCGGAAUAAUGCAUAGUAAAUGGCGGCAGUAGAGGGCGCUGUUGUAGCGGGUUGACGUAGAUGUACUGUAACACAGCGUAAUGCAACCCUUCCCCAUUAGUAGGAUGUGGUGACAGCAGCAAGAACAUUUUAAAUGUGGCAACCUAAAACCUAAAAAACUACACAACACUAAAACGAAAUAACAUACAGCGAUGUGUUACGAUGUGUUAUGAUUGUGUGGUAGUAAUUGUUAGUAGUGCGAACCUCGAAAAGGGAAACCCCCAUUCUCAUAUGCUUCAAACAUUCGCCCAUGCCCAUACACGUACGCACCGCAUCAAAUCAUACGCAUCAAUGUACUAACACCGUUCACUUUCGAGAGAACUAUACUGUAGAACUGUGCAAUCAUCAAUCACAAUCAGAGAAAAACUCAACCAUAACAAAACUAGACAAAGCUGAAAUAAAGAACACGAACCAAAGGAUAUAUCUAAGAGAUUAUGUUACUGUUAAUGCAUCUGUUUCACUGUUACAUAUAAGUUUGCCGUAUUAAGCAUCCCAAAUUGAAUACUGAAUUUAAAGCAAUUUGUCUGCUAAUUCUGAGCUGAUUAAUUAAUUCUUCCACCGGUGGCGAGCAUUAAAAUAUGUUUCAAAAAGAGUUAUAAUAACAUUACAACAACUUGACAACUUUAUCGCAAAUGCGUGCAACCAGCAAAUGAUGAUAUAUUUUGUGCAUAUUGCGAAAAGAUUCCCCAUUAUUUUAGACAUAUGUACAUUUUGUGAUGCAAGUUAUCUAAAGAAGUAACACAAAUACCAGUGGAUGCAGCAUGGUUUUGUGUGGCUAGUUUCAGAAAGUAAGUGUUCCGUUGAUACAAAGAAACAGCUCACCAUAAAUCUUACAAGUGUUCCACACCCAGACGAACCACAGGAUAGCCAAGAAACAGAAAGGUAUAAAUCAAUCUGUAUAAGUAUUGAAUUCUAGCGCAAUAUUUUAACGACAAUUCAGCUCAUAGUAUGAAUAAUUUUCAAAAAAAAAAAUAGGCAAAUUAAAGAACAAACACUCUCCCACACGUGCACGUCAUAAGCGUAGGGUGCGAUAUAAAAUGCGCAAGGUGUGUAACUAAAGGAACAUAGUUAUGAAAUUCCACAUCUUCAUGUAAUAACAUACCCACACACAGUCAAACACACACUCUCUAUCAGUAUCAUCAUCACCCAGGCAGAGAUCAUAUCACGAUCGUGACAGAAAUAAAAUUCUUUUUCCACGCCUUUUCA
Anopheles gambiae (African malaria mosquito) is the source of this 14251-nucleotide messenger RNA. RefSeq lists its product as uncharacterized. The transcript is spliced from 22 exons. NCBI's taxonomy places the organism in Eukaryota, Metazoa, Arthropoda, Insecta, Diptera, Culicidae. The record is from RefSeq and is a predicted model, not a curated record. Gene Ontology annotation, molecular function: protein binding. Gene Ontology annotation, cellular component: extrinsic component of cytoplasmic side of plasma membrane. Gene Ontology annotation, biological process: positive regulation of protein localization to plasma membrane; positive regulation of voltage-gated calcium channel activity; skeletal muscle contraction.